AUGGGAACUACUAAGAAACAUAAGGACAAGGAUAGAGAGCAUAAAAGAAAACACAAACGCGACAGAUCUCGGUCUAGAGAUAGAGAUCGUUCUGAUAGACACAGACGGCGUGAGAAAAGAAGCAGACGUGAAGGAGAUGAUGACAAUGAUAUUGAAUAUAUUGGAACAACUAAUGCUGAUGAACCAGAAGUUUUAUUUGAGGAACCACCAAGAAAUGUUGUACUAAGAGAACAUCCCAGAGAUGUACAUAGGGACUCUGAUAAAGAUUCCAGUUACAGAGAACAUAGAGAUAUGGGGUACAGAGACAGGCCUGAAUCAGGUAGAGAAGUUUACAGAGAAUACCCUAGAAAUAAUUCAUACAGAGAAGAUUCACACAGAGAAUACUCCAGAGAUCUUGAUUACAGAGACCCUCCACGAGAAGCUCAAAGAGAGUCUAAUUAUAAUGAUGGUGCUGGGCCUAGUGUUGGUACGAGGGAGGGAGGAGCUGUAGAAUCUUUGAGUAUAGAUGAAACAAAUCGGUUAAGAGCCAAAUUAGGUUUAAAGCCAUUAGAUGUUGGUGAUAGCAAGUCAGGUGGAAAAGAAGGUGGCAGUAAAGAUAAUGAAGAUGUGCAUGCCCCAGCUGUUAAUUGGUCAGAACAGAAGAAAACAGAAUCAUUACGAGAAAAAAUGGCAGUUAUGAGAGAAAAAAGAUUGAUUAAUCAGAAACUUGGGAAGGUGAAGACUCUUGGUGAAAGUGAUUCAGAUGAUGAUGGUGUACUUGGGUGGGUUAAAAAAAGUCGUCAAGUACAAAAAGAAAAAGAUUUGGCUGCUAAGAGAGCUAAAUUAUUAGAGGAAAUGGAUGAAGAAUUUGGUAUAGGAAAUCUUGUGGAAGAAGAAUUUAAACCAAAACAGCGAUAUUCAGCUAAAGAUUUAAAAGGACUCAAAGUACAACAUGAUGCCAGUAGAUUUAAAGAAGGAAAAUCUGUCAUAUUAACACUCAAAGAUAAAGGUAUACUAGAUAAAAAAGAUGAAGGUAUACUAGAUAAAGAAGAUGAAGGUAUACUAGAUAAAGAAGAUGAAGGUAUACUAGAUAAAGAAGAUGAAGAUGAUGAAUUGAUCAAUGUUAAUAUGUUAGAUGAUGAAGCUACAGAUAGAAAUCUAGAAAAUAAAAAGAAGAAACCAGAUUAUAAACCUUAUGAUGAACCAGAAUAUGAUGAAUAUGGAAUGCAAUCUUUAACAUUAUCAGCACCACAACUAGCCAAUGAAUAUUAUACUCCAGAUGAAAUGGAAGCCAAAUUUAAGAAAGUUAAAAAGAAAGUACGUAAAAUAAGAAGCAAGGCAUUAAAAGCUGAUGAUUUACUGCCUUUACCAGAAGAUGAAGUAAAUCAUGGUAGAAGAGAUACAGGCUCUAUACCUGGUUUAACAUUAGUUACUGACCCUAUGGAAGUUGGUGAACAGCAAGAAGAUGAUGUCAGUUCAGUUCAGGUUGAUGAUGAUGCAGAAGAAGAACUACAGUCAGUUCUAUCAAAAGCUAGAAAACUCAAGCAUAAAAAAGAUAAGAAUAGACCUAUACCAGAAAAGGUUGCAGAAUUAGUAACCAGAACAGUUGAAGAUGAAAACAGCUCUGACAUGCCAGAUAAUAACAUCAUAUUAAAUUCAACAUCAGAAUUCUGUCGUAACCUAGGUGAAAUACCAACAUAUGGUUUAGCUGGUAACAGAGAGGAAGAUAGAGAAGAAAUCAUGGAUAUGGAAUUAGAAUUAUUAGAACAGAAGAGAAGAGAGGAAGAUGAAGAUAAUCCUAGUGGCUGGAAUGAAGUUGAUAUUGAUGAUCAACCUGCAGAUAUUAUGGGAGAAGAGAAAGCUGUAUUAGAAGAGGAACCAAUAGUUAGUGAGGGUGUUGGUGCUGCUUUACAACUUGCUAUGAAAAAAGGUUAUUUGGAAAAAGAACAAUUGAAAAUGUCUGCAGCAUCCAAGAAAGUUGAUUUAGAAGCAAAGAAUUAUUCCAUUGAAGACAAACGAUAUGAUGAUCUAGAUGAGAAGUUUAGAAAGAGAGAUCGUUAUGCUGGAGGUGUUAUCAGUGAAUUUAAAGAUAAAGAUGGUUAUAAACCAGAUGUUAAAUUAGAAUAUGUAGAUGAUAAAGGAAGAUGUCUAGAUCCUAAGGAAGCUUUUCGACAAUUGUCUCAUCGGUUCCAUGGCAAAGGUUCUGGUAAACGAAAGACUGAGAAAAGAAAUAAGAAAUUGGAGGAAGAACAGUUAAUGAAACAAAUGAGUUCUACAGAUACUCCAUUAAAUACAUUAUCAAUGUUACAAGAUAAACAGAAAACAGAGAAAUCAGCAUUUAUUAUAUUAUCUGGUAAUAAAGGAAUGACAGCUGGACAUUCUAUAAUGAAGUCACAUUGA
Molecule: messenger RNA, 2379 nt
Organism: Lottia gigantea (owl limpet)
Lineage: Eukaryota; Metazoa; Mollusca; Gastropoda; Lottiidae
Exons: 22
Coding region: 1-2379 (792 amino acids)
Biological process (GO): mRNA cis splicing, via spliceosome; maturation of 5S rRNA
Cellular component (GO): U4/U6 x U5 tri-snRNP complex
Source: RefSeq, a predicted model, not a curated record